Periconia digitata is the source of this 1686-nucleotide messenger RNA. The record is from the annotation of a GenBank genome assembly. Lineage: Eukaryota; Fungi; Ascomycota; Dothideomycetes; Pleosporales; Periconiaceae.
CAAAGCAAGAAAGAGGAGGAGAUCCACCAUGAUGACUUCCUGUUGUCUGGUAUCGAUACUCUCACACCCAGCUCUGUUGUUCCCGCUUCUCUGCUAUACAAAUCGCGACCACCCCACCCCGCAUUCUCGAAGGCUGUACUGCAUGGUUUCCAUUCAUCCUCAUCUCUAUUACUAGCAAUCGUCAUCACGUCCUUCAGUAUGAAGCCUUUCGCUGCCUCCAAUAAAAGAAAGGAUGUUCGUCUCGCGACAACCAUCUCUGCGGAGAAAUGCAAGGUUCGCAUCCUGGACAACCUCGCCUUUGAUCGAGUGAAGUCCAUUUUCCACAGAAGUAAAGGAUCAUCGCCGAGCGCCGUUAUCACUAUACCCGGCCGUGAAUACUCUGAUGGUACCUCCACCGAGAUCGACCAUGCAAAUGCCGUUCGCACCAACGUUGGGCAAAGUGAAGAAACACUGCGGCUAGGUGUUGAUGCAGCUCCGGCUCUUCCAAUCAUCGAUUCCAUUGGAUUCGAUGGCGAGUCUGAUCAUUCGAUUGGCCUGACGGACAAAGGCGCCACAGCCCUGCAAACACGUAGCUCAGUAUCAGAGUUAUCUCGUCGGAUCAGUCAGCGGUCUUCACCAGAUUUCUUGGUUAGUCCGACCGUAGUUUAUCGACCCAAACUCGAAUCGCGCCCAACAGUGCUAUCGGUAGCCUUUGGCCAGCAAGUAGAUGACGCAAUCAAUGGACGAGGAUUGUCCGAAAUUCGUGGCGAUUCUUCUUCGUCGCCUUCACAAGUGUUCAGUGCUGGAGGAGGCAGCAGCCCUCCGCCAAGUUUUCAAUCCACUGCACCUACUUCACCCACAUCUUCCGGAGCGCCUCGGUCGGCGGAAACUGCACAGCGUACACAACAAAGAUACAACAGUGUUCAAACUGUUGAAACGCCGUUGUAUGAAAAGACUCUAGAACAGACGGAGAGUCAGUGGCUUGUUUUUCCUCAACAGAACGCCCCCAGACUAUCCCAGCCCUCCAUAGCAACUGUCGAGAAGGCCGCUGCUGCAAAGAUAGCCCUGGAGUCUCACUUUGAUAGCUUACUAUCCACUAAACCUAGCCCUCGGUCCCUUCGACGGCGACACUUCGAGCGAAAGAUGUUUGCUAUGGGUCUGUCUGUUGAGAAGCGUUUAGAACAGAGGCAACAAUUGACAUUUGCCGAGACCAGCCACUUGCGUCAAACGAGAGUGCUCAAAUCAAAAACCCUAGCACGUCAGAGCAUGCGGGGAGUGCAUGCGUCCAAUUACGAAAUCGUUCGAGUUCUCGGAAAAGGCAGCUUUGGUGUUGUCCGAUUAGUAUGCGAGAGAUCUGAAAAUACCAGUAAUCGUGAUAGUUCGGGCACAGAUGGAUCUACCAAGGUGUCUGGAAUGGAUGGUGCAAAUGUUGCUUCUUCGCCAUCUAAGGAGUCCAGGAGUAUCAAGCAGGUCUAUGCUAUGAAAGUUAUUCGAAAGUCAGACAUGCUGCGGAAUAGCCAGGAGGGUCAUCUGCGCGCCGAAAGAGACUUUCUUGUGGCAUCUGAGAAUUCCCGUUGGGUUGUUCCUCUGAUUGCUAGCUUUCAAGACAAUAUCAAUCUUUAUCUGGUUAUGGAGUAUAUGAUUGGAGGCGAUUUCCUGGGCCUCUUGCUGCGAGAGGAUAUACUCGAUGAGAAUGUCGCGAAAUAG